AUGGAUGACUAUGAGCAGAUGAAUGAAUCCCUGCACUUCUCGUUGCAGAUUCCAACAAAUGAACGAGAAAAGAAUAUUUCAUUCGGGAAUGAGAGACGGUGCGAGAACGGGACAAAGGAGCGCAGAGGAAUUGUUGCACCAAAUCGGAGCAAUUGCUCAAGUGCGGCGUUUGAUUUGUGGGUUCUAAUCUAUGGUCAUUUGGGUCAAUUGGGUCGUGAUUUCUUCCACGUCAUGGAACAUUUUGCGAGAGGGAAGGUGAAAAUGAAGGCGGAAACGAAGACGAGGAAGGCCGAGCAGUCGCCUUGGGGCAGUGGUGCUGCUGAUGUUCUGCUGCUCGUCUUUGUGCGUUUGCCCGCAGCCUCGCUCGCUCGUGCUUCUGCUGUCUGCACUGCGUGGCAUAAUGUAGUCACGAAUUGCCCAUUCGUGUGGGAGAAAGCUCUCGAAGAGCAGAGGAAGGAGCUGAAACUUAAGUUAUCUCAGUCGGAUGUGAAAUUAGUCAGUGAAUUGGAUUUUAGAACAAGAGCCGCGACCAUGUACCAGCGGGCACACCUCGUCCAUGGCAAAAUGUAUUGUCGUUGGUGGAAGGCCCACCCUUCAAGGGCAGAUUGCUGCCACAUGAGUAUGAACACAAUUGUUAGUGGCUCUACCGAUCAGACUGUACGAGUGUGGUGUGCAUCAUCUCUGCAUUGUUUGGAAGAGUACAAAGUUUCCAAGCCAAAGUCACCUGUAGUUGAUCUUGAGUUUGAUGCUAACAAGAUUAUAGCAGCAGCAGGUGCGGAGGUUUGGGUAUGGAAUCGAAACAGAGGAGGACGCGUGACUCACCAAAUGGGUGGCCAUGGAUGUCGUCUCUAUUGCUUAAGCUGCACAGAAUCGGACGUGUCAGUUGGUUGCGCCGAUGGAGCUGCUCGCAUUUUCGAUCUUUAUAGUGGCCGCUGCUCUCGUAUACUGAGGUGCCAUUCUGCAGCUGUGUCGAGUUUGUGUGUUCAAGAAGAGAUGUCAGUGCUUGCCACGGGGUCUAGGGACGGCUCUGUACAAAUCUGUGACACCUCAACUGGUGAAAUUGUGGCUCGACUGUUGCGACCGAGUCCUAUGAGAGAAGUGGAGUGCUUGCAAUGGGGUAGAAACGGUCACUUUCUUUUUGCAGGAACAUCAGUGGGUCGCCUUUGUUGCUGGGAUAUACGAAAGCAAGCAAUUCUAUGGCAAAAAGAACAUGACAGAAGUGUUAUGAAAAGUUUACACCUGCAAGAAUAUGGUCUAGAGACACUGGUUACAGGGAGUAUGAAUGGGAUAGUGCGAGUAUGGGAUUCUUCUUCCGGAAAUUGUCUUGUUUCUAUUAGACCCUGUGAUAAUUCUGACACUGGUUCUGUCUCAAGAUGGAGUGAAACGGCAGUUCCGCAGGGGGGCAUCUCCAACAGUUCGAGUGUCAUGUCGCCUCUUAAACAGGUGCCCAUUUUGUGCGUCAGGGUUGGCUCCACCCGGAUUCUCACUUCACACACAGAUGGUAGCCUUGCUCUGUGUCAAAUUCAACUCCAAGAAUUACGGUAAAAAUUAAUGCGGUUUUGUAGGAUUAUGUUUCAGCUUCAGCGAAUACUUCUGCUACACCAUGAAAUGUCCCGGUGUUUUAACUCCAGACAAAGUAACUUAUAUUGUGUGCAGCCUUGUGUAAUUUCAGUUUGUGUACUUGUUUCUUGAGUAACUUGGGUGGCUAUAACCUUAUGUGUUGUUCAGUUGAUACUUGGCAAUAUGGCAUUCCAGAUUUUUCUGGUCAGAGAAUUGUUGAA
Messenger RNA from Physcomitrium patens, 1781 nucleotides. RefSeq names its product F-box/WD-40 repeat-containing protein At3g52030. Lineage: Eukaryota; Viridiplantae; Streptophyta; Bryopsida; Funariales; Funariaceae. The record is from RefSeq and is a predicted model, not a curated record. Gene Ontology annotation, molecular function: protein binding.